This is a messenger RNA of Saprolegnia diclina VS20, 660 nucleotides long. RefSeq lists its product as hypothetical. The coding region runs from base 1 to 660 and encodes 219 amino acids. The transcript has a single exon. NCBI's taxonomy places the organism in Eukaryota, Oomycota, Saprolegniomycetes, Saprolegniales, Saprolegniaceae. The record is from RefSeq and is a predicted model, not a curated record.
AUGCUCAGCAUCGACGAGCGCGGCUUCGUGGCCCUCAACAGCUUCUUCGACACGCUCGAGGCCAUGGAGCAGGCCUUCUCGGCGCUCGCGGCGGCGCCGCCAUCGCCCGCGGAGGCUGGUCUGCGCCUCGCCGUGCUUACCGUCGUGGGGCUGCUGGCCGCCGGCUUUGGCCUCGCCGGCCAUCGCGCGCCCCGCGCCUACGUCUUUCUCCAGAUGAGCUUGAUUGGCAUCGCCAUGAGUCCCGAGGUGCUGCUCGGUCCAACGAGCCUCUGGUCGGUGCCGAGCCUGGGCUUUGGGCUGCUUCUCGGCCUCCUCGGCGCAGCGCUGCCCAAGGUCGCGAUCGUCGUCAUCGCGUCCGUGGCCGUCAACCGCAAUGUGUACACGCAGUACGCGCUGCCUCUCCUCGCACGCGUGCUCGUUCCGCUCAUCCUCACGCUCAUCUUCGCCAAGGCCGUCGCCGACGACGCCGACAUCCGCACGUAUGUGCUCGCGCUCUCGGCCAUCCAAGGCGCCGACAUGCUCCAAGACGUGCUUCUAAGUCUCCUCGGGCUCGACCAAAACAAAAGCUCGCUGCUUGCGGGCCUCCUCAUCUUUGUGCAGCAAUACCAGCGCAUGUUGGAGCCCAAGUCGCCAGUCGUCGCCCACGCCAAAGCCGACUAA